AGACGGACACACACUCAAACACACACACAACCCGAGACCCCCCCCCCAACCCCGGGGAUGCAGACAGCUUAGGCCGCUCUGCGUUCGGACUCUGGACUUCUCGUUUCUGCUGAAAACCUGUUUAUUAGAUCAUGGAGCAUCCGCGGUGUUGACGGAGAAGCAAUGGUGCGUGGGAAAGUCUGCGUCUGCGGCCGUGUGAGCUAUGAUCGGCGGUAGAGGAGCCGGGGAACGCGGACGGAGAGAUCUGGCUCAGCAUAAUCCAUCCGGACUUCAGAGGAGAGGAUGAGGACCGCGAUGGCUCCGAUGAAAACAGCCCUGAUCGUGUUGGCGCACUGGGUGCUUCAGAACGCCGUGUGCCGCGAAGUGACUCUUCCCAAUGGCCCCCUCUUCCGCGUGGCUGGCUUCCCUCUCUCCCUGCCGUGCAGAGUGUCCGAAUACGAAGGUCCUCGCACUCAGGAGUUUGAGUGGUUCCUGUAUAGGGACGACUCCGGAGGGAGGCAGAUAGGAGUGGUGUCCACCAGGGACAAAGGCUUCCCCUACGUUCCGUUUCAGGCCAGAGUGAGGAAUGGGGAGGUGAGAGUGGAGAGAGACUCGGGGGACAGGGUCCGGCUGAUGAUCCAGAGGCUACGGACCGAAGACCAAGGGAAAUAUGAGUGCUACACUCCCAGCACAGACAGCACCUACCAGGGAAACUACAGUAACUCAGUUACUGUCAAAGUGAUCCCAGACACGCUCCGGGUCAGUUUUACUCGCUCCCUCACCGGUCAGCCAGUGCCAGAGGGAGCUGAUUUAACCCUGACGUGCUCAGCCAGCAUCCAGUCGGAGCAGCUCACGCAUCUGUCCAUCACGUUUGGGAGGCGUGCUGGGUCAGAGGUUCCGGAGAGCGGAGCCGGAGGGGAAGUCAGCAAUGUGAGAGAGAUCAUCGCCAUUGAUAAGCUUCUGGGGGUGGUGCCCGGGCAGUUCUACAAAAAGCGCUACGAUAACGGGGAGAUCACGCUGGAGAAAAGAAACGGAGAGGGGGGCCAGGGAGUGUACGUGAUGAAAAUGAAAGCAGUCCAGCCCGACGACACCGGAUCGUACUUCUGCGAGACAUCGCAGUGGAUUCUGGACCCCGAUCGAUCGUGGCAGAAAAUUGCUUCCAGGACGAUGGACAUUGGCAACUUGACAGUUCAGCAAUUAGCCGAGACCAUGAGCGUUACAUCUGCACCCAGGGGCGAGGUGACCCUCCAGGUGGGUUCCCCUCUCAUCCUGACCUGUGAGGUGCUGGGCCUGCCGUCUGACGUCAACUCAGGCCUCCUGGUUCAGUGGAUGAAAAGGGGAUCCGUCAGCAGUGAUGAGGCUGGAACCGGAGGAGUUGAGGUUGAGGUGGCCCGGAUGAGCCCAGACGGUUUAGUGAGCUGGGGGGACGACCUCGGCAGAGCCAGUGGCGGCUCUUUGGAGAAAGUGGCCGAGGGGAAAUACUCCCUGAAGCUCUUCUCAGCCCGGCCUUCCGACUCGGGGGUGUAUCGGUGCGCGGUGAGUGUGUACGCUGGAAGGACGAGCCCCGGACUCUCCACGCCUGCCACGCUCACCCAGAGGUCAGAGGGGGUCACCGUCAACCUCAGGACCAAAGACGUUUUGGUUUCAGCUGUGGCCCAGCUCCCUCGCGGCCCUCUGCUCAAACGGGGCAACACCAUCACCUUGAUCUGCAACGCAACCGUGACGACCACAGGCCCCGCCCAGGCUCAGGUACACUGGCUGAGGUGGCCGCUCCCUGAACCCGUCCUCAAGAGGGAGCCGGAUCCUGCCCCAGCGGACCCCCCGGUCAUCCAGAUGCCCACACGGGUAGCCACUCUCAUGUACAACGGCGUCUCAAACAUCUACGUCAACGGCAGCGAGAUAAGCGUCGACCGGCUCUCCGCCAUCAGCUAUAGACUGAGGGUCCACGUGGCAGCAUCAGAGGACCAGGGCAUGUACGCGUGCCAUGCUGAGGCGUGGGCGCAGGACCCGCAUGGGGGCUGGUACAACAUGGGAGCCAAAGCAGAGUCCAAUGCAGUGACCGUUUACCUGUAUGCCAGAGCUGCUGACCUUCUCCUUAUCCCUCUGGUGGUUGGCGUCUCAUCGGCUUUGUUUGUCGGCAUCUUCAUCAUUGCCACGGUAACCUGUUGCUUCAUGAAACGCCUGAGGAGGCAACGUGCUCAAAAAUAAGCGCUCCUGCUUAUUUUUGUCACCGUCUGUUUAGCAACUGAUGUAUUUUUUCCCCCUCAUGAAGUGGCACAAACAGAUGAAGCAGAAAGUAUGGCAGAAGACAUGACAACAGAAACAAACUGACAUUUAGACAAGAUUCUGCCUGAAAUGGCAUCUUGCAUGUUGAAUUUCUCUUCUCUGACCAACAGGUUUCGCAUCAAUGCCAAAAUAUCUGUUUUGUAUUUUUGUGCAUUUUCGUUAUCAAACCCUGUCUGGACACAGCAUUGUUUUGUGAUUUGUCACGCAUAGACAUAGAGCUGUAGACCUCCGAUGACACCACCAAAACGUUCCUCUCCAUUUUGCAAGUUUACAAAGGCAUUUUUGAUACCUGUUUUUGUGUUCUCUUGAAGUACAUUUUUAAUAAUUCCAUUAUCAUUACAUUCAUUCUUUAAAAUAGACUGACAUGAACAAGGUCAAACAGAGCAGAGUUCUGAAGGUUUGUUCCAGUGAUAGUCACUCCAGACAGGUUCUUUCUAUACAACUACGUGCAAUUCAAUUAUUGCGAUUCAGUUAUUACAAGUGGAUUCUACUUAGCCGAUGUUUUAUACGAUGCUGUAUGUGGAGGUAAUCUUCCAUUCAGUGACCAAACAAGUUUUCCUGAACAAAGACUGAUUUGUGUUUUCUGCAACUGCUGAGAGUGCUCCAGUUUCUCUUUCCUCAGAAAGCAUUUUUCUUAAUCUAAUUCAAAACCCAACAAUGUGUUAAAGUGUGUGCAUCGUGGGGGCACACACUUUGUCAGCCUCUGACAGUCACAUGAAUGCUGGUAGGAGCAGUUCAGCCUCCAGAAACUUAAUGUGAGCAGGAAGAGUGUGGAGCCUGCGGCCCAACAAGGAAACAGAGUCUGUGUGUGAGUUGAUAAGAAAGCGACUGGGGACUUUUCGGAUGCAGACUAACUGAGUAUGUAUUGUAGUUUUAGCCAGUCUGCACCCAUGAGGCUUCAGGCUGUGGAGAUGCUUUUCAUACAGACUUAGGUUUGUCUUGUUCUGACCCAGAAAAUGCAAGAGGCGCCAAUUGCACUGAGCUGAAACCUGUGAAUACUCCAGAGUAUUUCAAUGUUUUUUUAUUGCAAGACUGUUUUCUUUGUCAGUCACCUGUGUUUAACAUUCUGCAGCAGUCUUAUUUGCUCUUCCAAAGUUCUUGGACAAACAAAAAGAAUGGGACUGGGACCAAAGCCCUUUGGCAUCCUUUUACUUGACUUUUUUUUUUUUGAGGGAUUAACAUGUCCUGAAGCUCCUGUCAAAUGACCCAGACGUGAAAAUACUACUGUGAAGAAGUAUUCCCUGUUUGUUGCACUGAAAAAAAAGGAAAACAACGGUGUUGUUUCAUGCUGAUCAGUGAAUACUGGUCCCUGAAGUGAGAGUUUCCUCCGGAGUACAGCCAUAUGAAUAGAUAGUUUGGUGAAGUCUCACUAUUGGCGUCAUUGUAGUCAUCAUGUGGUCCAGUCCUCUUACUUUUACUGCCAAGACGUUGUAAUGACUCUAGCCCCGGCUGCUAGCCCACAGAAAUCUGUUGGACAGAUUUACUAGGUCUGCGCUUUUAGAAUGGGUGAAAUCCAUCCUCCCUUUCCUGUUGAAAGUAACACUUAAGGAGGGCUUUGGUAAAGCAGACGGGCCCACAUUGUGUAAUUAUGUAAAGUUACAUGCAUGGACAUUGUAGGUGUCUGUAAGUGUUUACCUAAAUCUCCCUGUCCUCCCUAAACUUUGUCAUCUAAACUCUGACUCAACAGACAUUAGGGAAUACAUUCACACCUCUGCUUGCUUUCUGAGCCUCUUUGUUCCAGAUCCGCUUGCCGACGCUGAUCUGUUCCCACACAUGCUCACGUAGCUACAACACACCCCUCACACACCCAGACUACCCGCAUCAGGACUGAGCUGGCUGGCAUUUCAGAUGGAAGUAAGCGAAUAUCUGCGUGUUCAUCUCUAAUCCCCCAGUUUAUGGCUGCAGAACUGUGCUGCCCAUCCCCCACCCCGUGUGUGGCUCACAAUCCAUUCUUUUCAAUCUCUGUUCCCUGAGAAUUACAGCCACUUCCAAGCAGCAGUGUGCACAGUAUGAAAACUACUGUCCAAGUUUUGUUUUUGUGUGGAACCAUUUCACCAAGGUCUUUUGUUUUGAUUGUUUACUAAUGCUUUAAAACUAUGUUCCUGAAUGCAUCUUACUGCCACUGCAUAACACACAACAGCAGAUCAUUGCUCAGUUUUGUUUCUAUUGGUGCUUUGGCAAACCUGCCAAUUGUAAAAAACAACAACUAAUAAAUCAUUUUGAAUUUUUAAUGUCAUUACAUUUUCUGUGUUUUUUGUGUGGUAAUAAACCUCUAAAAGUGCUCCUAUCAUAGACUACUGGAGACCUAAGAAUUGCAGUACAGUCUGUGUGGGAGGAAA
Menidia menidia (Atlantic silverside) is the source of this 4604-nucleotide messenger RNA. The record is from the annotation of a GenBank genome assembly. Lineage: Eukaryota; Metazoa; Chordata; Actinopteri; Atheriniformes; Atherinopsidae.